CGGUCAGAAUUAACUAGUUAAAUUAUCAAGUUACCUGUAGGAGACAAUUCCACUAGAUUUUAUUUUAACAUACACUAGACCAAACUGAAGCAAUUUCAUCAAAAAUGCUUUUAGCACGUUUGGCCUGCGCUCUGCCUGGACGUUCAAUGCGUCUCUUGGGUCAGUCGGCAAUUCAACGUUUCAGCCAUGGUUUGCCUCUGCCCAAAUCAACUGGUUUGCCAUCAUUGAGUCCCUUGAAGCCAAAAUCCCUGAUACCCCGGAAUAUGGGACAGCGUAAAUACACAGAAAACUCACGUGAUCGUGAUCGUACACAUAUCGAGAGCCGAUCGCGAACGCCAACGCUAAAAGAACGUUUGAUGGGUCCACCCACCGAGAAUGCCUACUCCAUGGGCAAGGGAGCAGCGGCUGGAGCAGCUCUAAUGGGCAUGGUGGCCCUAUGCUAUUAUGGUCUCGGUUUGGCCAAACAGCCGAGCAUCUAUGAUCAUUCGGUGAUGUGGCCACAGUACGUCAGGGAUCGCAUUCAUGCCACAUAUGCAUAUUUUGGAGCUUCGUGUGCCCUGACAGCAGCUUCAUCGGCGGCCGUGUUCCAAUCGGAGGCUCUCAUGCAAUUGAUUACAAGAUCCGGAUGGGUGGCAUCGCUGAUCACCCUGGGCCUGGUAAUGGGCACUGGUGCUUUGGCUCAGUCCAUAAACUAUGAGCCUGGUUUGGGUCCCAAACAAUUGGCUUGGGCUCUGCAUUGUGCUGUGCUGGGAGCUGUUGUGGCACCUCUAUGUUUCCUUGGUGGUCCGAUACUGACAAAAGCUUUGCUCUACACCGGCGGCAUAGUUGGUGGCCUCUCCACGGUGGCUGCCUGUGCUCCAAGCGACAAGUUUCUCUAUAUGGGCGGACCACUUGCCAUUGGUCUAGGCAUUGUGUUUGCCUCAUCGCUGGCUUCUAUGUGGCUGCCACCGACCACAGCGGUUGGAGCUGGCCUGGCAUCCAUGUCGCUAUAUGGAGGUUUGAUUCUAUUCAGCGGAUUCCUACUCUAUGAUACCCAGAGAAUUGUUAAGGCAGCAGAAAUGCAUCCGCAGUAUAGCAGUGUAUUCUAUGACCCGAUCAAUCAUGCCCUGGCCAUCUAUAUGGACGCCUUGAAUAUAUUCAUACGCAUGGCUAUCAUUCUGUCUGGCGACCAGGGUAACCGCAGAAAGUAAAUUAAUUUUUGAUUUAAAAUAGUUUAUUACCAAAUUGUAAAAUAUAUUACAGAGAAGAUCACACCCAUCACUCACA
Messenger RNA from Drosophila willistoni, 1266 nucleotides. RefSeq names its product growth hormone-inducible transmembrane protein (gene Mics1). NCBI's taxonomy places the organism in Eukaryota, Metazoa, Arthropoda, Insecta, Diptera, Drosophilidae. Bases 105 to 1190 code for a protein of 361 amino acids. The transcript has 2 exons. The record is from RefSeq and is a predicted model, not a curated record. Gene Ontology annotation, cellular component: mitochondrial inner membrane.